Macrobrachium nipponense is the source of this 6535-nucleotide messenger RNA. Its product is annotated as gamma-interferon-inducible lysosomal thiol reductase-like. The record is from RefSeq and is a predicted model, not a curated record. The transcript is spliced from 7 exons. Gene Ontology annotation, molecular function: oxidoreductase activity, acting on a sulfur group of donors, disulfide as acceptor. Lineage: Eukaryota; Metazoa; Arthropoda; Malacostraca; Decapoda; Palaemonidae. The coding region runs from base 96 to 755 and encodes 219 amino acids.
CACUCCUCGGUAUAAAAUAGAUACCUCGAUAAGACCUUCAGUUGUUUUGCUAACUCUAAACCCAGGUGACCGACCAAGACGAGCAUCGUAGUAUUAUGGGACUGUCGUGUUUACCUCUUCAUAUUUUGUUUCUUGUUGGACUGAACUUAACUUUCGCCGGAGAUGCACCACCUGUCAAGAUACAAUUAUUCUACGAGACUUACUGUAAGUACUGCCAAGAAUUCGUCUCUAACCAGCUAUACCCAACAUGGCAUGAUCUUCAGGACAUCAUGGACGUGGAAAUGUUCCCUUUUGGAAAUGCAAAGUACGCUCCAAAUGUAGAAACCGAAGGUUGGACGUUCAAGUGUCAGCAUGAGGAAUACGAGUGUAAGGCUAAUAUGAUCCACGCAUGCGCCAAAGAAAACUUUAAGGAUAUUGGGCUGGAAAUGAAUUUCGUCAAGUGUCUUCUGGAAUCGCCUGCUCCAGCGGAUUCUGGACCCACUUGCGCGGCUUCGAUCGGCGUGGAAUGGGACCCAAUCAAGAAGUGUUUGAAUUCGACAGAGGGUCAGAAUCUGCUCCACGAUGUUGCUGUUCAGCAAGAUAACCUUCAGACAGAGCUAUAUUUUGUUCCAUGGAUCAUUGUCAAUGAUACCUUCAGUCUGGAGCAAACGGAAGAAUGUAAACGUGACCUGAAACGGGUCGUUUGCGAGACGUAUACUGGAACGACACCAGAACCUUGUGAAGACCAUGAUGCAAGCAGACCAGAGGAUGAGUAAUGGUGCGAGGGCAGCCUUCGAGAUGAGUCAUGUGCCUUGGGUUUAUCCAGUGUCCUAUCACCCCAGAGACAUUAGAUGCGUCUUAACUAUCCUCUAUGUUUUUGUAUUGCUUUCCACAACUUAAACUUGGUCAAACACAGAUGAACAUAAUUUUGACUUGAAGACAAUUUUGAAUAAAGCAGGAAUUGGUGGAGGUAUAUAGAAUCUUUUUUUUUUUUUUUUUUUUUUUUUUUUUUGCUACCUGAAUGACAAUGGCUUCAAGCUAUGCAGAGACACUGCUGUACAGUGAUAUCCUGUGAGAUAUUCUGUUAUUGAACUCAUUUAAUAAACCCUUAAACUACCCUGCAGUUAGAAAGAAAUCAAAUUAUUGGUGAACAAGUUUCAUACUUAAUCAUAUCAAUAAUUCAAAUUACAUAUACAUAAUAAAAGGCAUCAGAACCUAACGAUUAUGUUUAUUUAAGGUACGCUUCUUCAAGGCACAGUACAAAGUGGAAAAAAUUCAAAUGGGAUAAGCUGCAGCAUAGUUAACCAAACAACAAAACCACAACCUCCCCAAAAAUUGCUCUCGGGUGAAAAGUGAUCCUAAGCACAAAAUGGCUUUAAAAAAAGUAGUUACAUGAUUUUGAAUUGUUGAAGAAUACCCUUCACAAUCCAGCUAUCCAUUUUGUAUAGACCCUUGCUAAUAUCAAAAAUACUAUCUGACUUUAGUUUUGUUACACUGAAUUCUAUGAAACUGUAUUUGCUUGUCUGAGUAACAGCUUCAGUGAGUCUUUGUGGAACCGAUGUCUGGAUUUACUGGGUCUACAAUGUACCCUGAGUAAAAGUAAUGAUGUAAAAUCAUUUGCACAUCUAAUUAAAGAGAGAGAUUGUGCCGCAGUAAAAGAAACUGAAUUUUGAAGUGAGACUAUUGGGACGGACACUGCAUUUCAUUAUAGUCUCAAAAUACAAACAGAAGUUUUUCUGUAGCUUGUCAGUCAUACUGUUAAAGCAAAGCCAACUGUCUUUGCCCGGUUGAGCAGAGUUCAGAGGUCCAUUGGAGGUCACUUUACAUAUCCAGCUUCUCGCCACACACUUGAGGCAAGGGCACAUGAUGAAACAAAGCCAGCUUCAUCUAAACCAGCCAACCAACUGCAACAACUGCCAUCACAGCAACAAACCUGUCAUAGAAUCCUACCAGAAUAUAUUGCAAGUGGACAUACACCUUAAAUAUGUAAAACUGCUUUGGGUUCCAUCUAAAACUAUUACCAGUUGCACGGAAAAAAUCUUACAGAAUGGGCUUGGAGAGCUUUGUCUUCGUCAUUAAGACUUGCAUUGACAUUUGCAGCUGAGAAGGCUCAAGUCAUUUUUAAAACAAUAAUCAUGCUGAAUAUUUUAAAGAAUGUUGGAAAUAGUAUUAUCUUAACGCAAAUAUGGAGAAACAUUUUUCUAAAGAUACUCAGCAACUUUGAGAAAGUUUACUAAAACAAAACUAUCCCAUGUGAAACACAGCAUGCAACAGGGCCAAAGACCCACUUUCAGAUCAUAUAUGAAGCUAUAAAGCAGCUUGAACAUAAAAGCAAUAAAACCAGUAGCUUAGUAAACAGGAUUUUGUACAAAUAUAGUGAUAAAAUUCCACAAGUUCCUAUUAAAAGAAAUUCACUGAGAUUUAACAAUUGCUUUUCACCUUGCAAGAAUAAUAGUAAGGAUAAAAUUAUAAUUUUUUAGAUACCAGAAUAUGGGAGUUAGAGUUUUCUUGAGCAAGCUACUGAAUGUCUAAGAGCAUGAUGGCACAUCAGUUCAAAAGCAGGGACAGUUCCUUAUUGUAGGCAAAGGCUUGUUAUCCUUUCACAUUUGGGCAUCAGAGGGCUCUGCAGUCUGAUCAAAUUGGGGAUGGGAUGGAGUUAAAAGAAUGCAAGACAAUGUUAAAAUCUCGAUUGCUAUUUUUGUUUUUUGUUUUUUUCUUUUUUAUUUUUAUAUUUUUUUUAUUGCAGAGGGUUAAAUUUUGAAAAAUUAUGAAUGGUGUAAAUUUUCAAAUGAAACAGAUGGAAAUUAAAAUUUCUGUUUAACUGGGUUCUCCCCAUCCCAAUACAUUUUGUCUAUAUUUAUCCAUAAAUAUAUUCAUGCUCUUCUUGCACAAUAUUAUGUGAGCUGCAACUGAAAUAUUAACUUUCAACUUCUUGUGGAAGGUACAGAAAGUAUUUGAGAAUUUUAUUUCUUAAUACCAUGUGCAUUUGUAUAUAUUGCUCUUUCCAUUUAUGUACUUUUUUGUAAUCGGUUGACCUUAAAGUUUGCCCAGUCUCAGGGCGUUGUUGCUGUAGAUUUAUCCCACUCUGUAAGGGUUAUGAGACCACAGAAGUCUAGCGAGUAGUUGUCUUAAACUACCUGUGCAUCUUUUUAUGGCAUUGUUUGCAUGUCUGCUAACAGAGUGAGAAAUCUGGAUGAUUCUGGGGAUGAGGAAGGAAAUGGGCAUAGUCUGUGAGAAAGGGGAGGAUGCCAGACCUUGUAUUCCUCCUGAAGGACAUAAAACCACCCAGGACUCUCUCUUUAUUCACUGUUAUAUUGGACACUGACAUGAUGGACACUCCAUUACUCUUUGCAAUAAGAUAGAAGGAAUGCCAACUUCAGUAUACUCAUUCUUCUUACCUUAGAAUCCCUUCUGGGCUAAGAGUGACUGGAAGACUAAAAGGGUUGGAAAGACUGCAGACCCUUUUCUGAGAAAGAAGUCUGGGAACCUGAUAGAUAUUUGGAAAAGUUCUAGUCUUUUCAAAAGCAUGUUGAUGAUGGAGUAGCUGAUCUUGAAAGCGCAGCUGGAGGCCCCUUCAUGGAUCAUGGAGGAACUCUGAAGGAGACUGCACCAUGAAUAAAGGAUUCCUGAGCAUCAGUCCUCUGUUUUUCUUGUACUGCUACCAUGAACUUCCUCUUCUCAAAAAAAAAAAAGGAAGUAAGUACCCAGGACUGAUCCUCUCCAUUGUGUGAAACUGCACUUGAAUAGAGGUUAUAAGACAAGAUUAUGGACUGGUGAGAGAGGAAGGUUAAGGAGCCUUUCCCUUGACAUCAACAACCUAAGAUGCAGUAUAUCAUCAAAAUCGCCCAGAUUUGAGGAGCUGGCCAAAACAAUCCAGUGUCAAUAUUCUCAUUGAUUACAAUAGCCUACUACAUGGAAAGUAGGCUUAUAUGAAUAAUUUUGCUUUUCUUCCACCGCAUUGAUAAAUCAUAGCCUAAUUAUACAUUUAAUUUUAUAUCAUGAAACAAAAACAUUUUGAUUUUCUUUAUGAUAGUUAAUGUAUUGGUUCUUUCUCAUAGAUCCUUGUUAUGCAGAUGUGCUACUUGUAUUUUAAAAAAAACUUCUGCAUGAAAUUUUUGUUUCUGUAAUGAUUUCAUAAGCAUAUUUAUAUAAAAAGAAAAUGUUUAUGAGGGCAUGGGUUGCUAUGGUUAAUUUGGACAAGAUUUUGGGUCACUGCCAAAGAAAGUUAAGAACCACUGAUCUAGACUCUCAGAGGUACCUCCACUGGUUCAAGGCCCUGUGUCUUAAACUGUCAUCUGCACCAUACUAGUUUAUUCAAGAAUCCAAGCUGGUGUUAGUUUACCACUUGCUCAGGUUCUGUUAGCUAUGUUAUCAUGAUGGCUGACUGAUCCUGGCAUCCUCCAAGAAGAAAUUGCUUCAGUAUCUAGAUCAACUUCUCUCCCUGUUACAACCAGCGAAUCAUGAAAAACUGGGAGGAGUUAAACCUUUACCCAAAUAGCAGACAAAGUAUUAACAUGCACAAAAGUCCGUUCCCUUAUCCAUCCAGAGUUUCGAAUUCGCUGACUAUGAAACACCGAAGCAGUUGAAGACCCGACAUACGUUUCACCGAUAGGAACAAGAAUGAGGAGUGGGAAGCAGGUAUUUUAAUUGAGCAUACGAUAAAGUCUCCAUAUUCUAAUAUCGUUAAGAAAGUGAUCGUAAAGAUGCGAAAAAUAUGAGAAUAAAAGUGCUUAGGAAGUUGUUUCUUAGCUUGUUUAUCUUCUCCCAUUUCCUCAACAAGGCAACUGGAUCUGUUUUCCUCAUUUUAACUCGAUGAUGGAAAGAGGAAAACCAGUUGGCGUCUGAGAGAGAGAGAGAGAGAGAGAGAGAGAGAGAAUUAAAAAGAUUUGUUUGACAUAAGUUUUCAGGUUUAUAAGGAAUGCCUGUGCAGUUAAUACUGUUACAAUUAUGAAAAGUCCAUUUUCGAAGAUACCGAAUGAAAAUAAUAUUUCUCUCGAUCCCGACAGAAGUUUCACUCGGAAAUUAUUUUGGAAUCGAUUCUUUGAAAUCCAGAUUUAAGAAUUUUUUAUGAUUAACAUUAAUGAACCAUAAUGGAAAUCCACAAAAUUAUUUUUAUCGUGUAAGUUAGAUUUUUACUUAAACAAUUUUUCUUAUCCAUCGGUAUUCGUCACGCAAAAUCUGUUUUGGGCCAGGCGAGGUUAUUUUUGGAACGACUCAAAUGAAGACGGAAGUUUCCUUUACCCGAGUUUGUGUCGACCGACUAUUGAAUCUAUGCGGUUCCAGGGUCCUUGGCGCAGAGCACUUGUCUGGUGACGUCAUGAAAGCUGAUUUUCGGUCAUGUAAAUUCUGCAUUCAUAUUGACAGUUGGCUGUUAGACGUAUCAGUACGAUUAGUGGUUCGGCGGUCAUCCAUUUCAGUUCAUCUGUUCCAACGUAGAUUUGGAAGAAAUUGUCCAGAAGUAAUAUUUCACUUUGUGUUUCGAGUGAACAUUGUAGUCGAGUCGAGUCCCCUUUUAAGUUCGACGCCAUGGGUUGGUUUAAGUGACGGCCGGUGAGGCAGUACUCUUCCCGUCUCGCUCUCCAUGUGGUCCCUACGGAUUGAUUUAAAAGAAUGAUGCAACGAUGAAUAUUCAAGACUGGUUGAAAAAAGAAAAAAAUUGUUUGCUGCUCUCCCGAGAUUUCUUCAGAACUAAGUAUCCAAUUUUUUUCCUUUUCCUCCACCCCAUCGGGGGCGGCGCCCCUGAUCGGGUGGAGGCGCUCUUAAGGGCUUGCAUAGUAGGCGUGUUGGCCUACUGUGAGAGUCCUUGGAGUAUUUUUUCCAGUUUUCCGUUACAGAUGACAAGUGAGUUUUAACUUUACUAUUACUAAUAAUUUUGUAAAUUUUUUAUUUGGUAAUUUCAGUAGAUUAGCGUCGCACUCAAUGUUUUGUACAUAUGCAAUGGUUUGUAUAAAUCUGAUGGUUCGUAUAAAACUGGUCAGAGUUCCUGUCUUAAUAGUUAACUUUCAAUAGUAAGCCUUAUAUAAAGUGUUCCUAUGGCUAUUGAAUUUAUUUGCUUUAUUCACUUUGGUUUUAGUUACUUGUCUCCCUAAACUGAUUUCAAAAGCUUAUUUUUUUCCUUUGUAUUAAGGUUUGCUUUUAAUUUAGUUUUAUCUAAAGUUUAUCCUGUUACUUUUCAUGACUUAUAGGUGACCUUGCUCUAAGGGGUUUAGACUCAAGGAUUUGGAGUAAUUGUGUGAUCAGUUCGUGGAAUACCUUUUUUUUCCAUCUGUUACAUAAGUAAGGCUUCCCUAAUUUUACUUUUGUGUGAUAAAACUGGUUUUGAGAAUAAUUCUGUAACCGUAUAGACUUGACGAUUCCAGUGUGUGCACCAUCCUGUAAUUACCAAAGUUUGUAACCACAUAAAGUUGACCCCGAUUGUCAGAAAAGGGUAGGCUACAAGAGUUUUCAAUGUUUUUAUUAAGAUUAAAGGAUAUAAGAGUUUGAGGUGUCUUAAUACGUUCUAAGUUGGAUUAGUACUGUAUAUCAAAUUGUUAAAUAUAAAGGAAAUUGACUGUGA